Parus major (Great Tit) is the source of this 1907-nucleotide messenger RNA. RefSeq names its product beaded filament structural protein 2 (gene BFSP2). Gene Ontology annotation, molecular function: structural molecule activity. NCBI's taxonomy places the organism in Eukaryota, Metazoa, Chordata, Aves, Passeriformes, Paridae. Gene Ontology annotation, biological process: intermediate filament organization. The coding region runs from base 26 to 1492 and encodes 488 amino acids. The record is from RefSeq and is a predicted model, not a curated record. The transcript has 7 exons. Gene Ontology annotation, cellular component: intermediate filament.
GUGCUCGGCAGGCUGGAGCGACAACAUGCCCUUGCCGAGGCGCCGGUCGUCCUUCCUGGGGCAGCAGCCCUCUACCUCCACGGCGGAGAGCUCGGGGCCGCCCGGCCGCCGGGUGAGCGUCGGAGGUGGAGGGAGCCUGUCGAGACCCCCCGGCGUCUACGUGGGCACCGUCCCCACGGGCGGCGUGAGCAGCCUGGGCACCCGAGUGUCCCGUAGAGCCCUGGGCAUCAGCAGCGUCUUCCUCCAGGGUCUCCGCAGCUCCGCCGCCGCCGUGCCCCUGGCCCCGGGGCUGGAUAAGGGCAGGGGUCUCUCCUACGAAAGCCUGAAUGGCUGCUUGGUGGAGUACAUCGAGAAGGUGCGAGCUCUCGAGCAGGUCAACCAGGAGCUGGAGGAGCACAUCAGAGUCUACCUGGACAAGAAGGCGGCCAGCGUGGGCAGCUGGGGAGCGCUGCGGGAGAACUGGGAGGCGAUUUACCACCAGGUCUCAUAUCUAUUGCAAGAGCCUAGAGGAUCCCAUAGGAGAAGGAAAACAAUGCUCUGGGAGCUGAGGAGGGCUUGCAGGCAGCAUGAGCAACAAGUAUUCCGUGGCUCCCUGAGGAGGAUGACCCUGAAGAGGACUGCUAAUAUGGUGGGUGAAGCAGUCCUUGAAAAUGCUCGUCUUAUGCUGCACACCGAGAACAUUCAAGCCUGUGCUGAAGAUUUUAAAGACAGGUAUGAAAAUGAGCAGCCAUUUAGAAAGGCAGUGGAAGAUGAAAUUAAUUCCCUAUAUAAAGUGAUUGAUGAUGCUAAUUUAACUAAAAUGGAUCUGGAGAGUCAGAUAGAAAGCAUGAAGGAAGAGCUAACUUUGCUGUCAAAGAAUCAUGAAGAAGAUGUGAAGGUAUUAUACAAGCAGCUUGCUGGAUCUCAGCUGGAAGAACUUGAUGUUCCUCUGGGAAGUGGCCUGGAUGACAUUCUGGAAAAAAUCAGAAUCCACUGGGAGAGAGACAUUGAAAAGAAUCGUGCUGAGACAGGUGCCCUGCUCCGUACCAAGCAACAGGCUGAGACGAUGGCUGCCGUGCGAACCCAGGAGGAAGAGCUUGUGGAAGGCCUCAGAACCGAGUUCCAUGAAACUGCCUGCAAAAUACAGAGCUUGCAAGCAGAAACCGAAUCUUUGAGAACCUUGAAGAGGGGUCUGGAGAACUCUUUAUAUGACGCCAAGCACUGGCAUGACAUCGAACUGCAGAACCUGGGCUCUGUCAUUUCCAAGCUGGAGGCAGAGAUGGGAGAAAUCAAAGUAGAAACUGAGCAGCAGCAGAGGGAUCGUGAAAAUCUGCUGACUAGCAAACAACAGCUGGAGAAAGACAUUGCUGCAUAUCACUGCCUCCUGGAUGGAGAGCAAAGCAGGUACUUGUCCUUAAAAGGAUGGAGAACACUCUCCUUGGGAGGGGGUUGUGAGGUUGCUGGAAGCAGGAGGACUGGGGUGUUUCUCAUGUUUCAUAAGGCUAGCUGGUAGAUGGUGAGGUUUGGAGAAGCUGCCAAAGGGGAGGAGCACACCAAAUCCCAUCGCACAGAGAUUCCUAAUAUAUUGGAGAUGGGUGGUUUCCAGCACUAUCACAGAAGGACAUGGUUUGUGAACAUGCCAUGAGUUUCACUUCUCUGAAGGUUUGAAAUGCAAUAUUAAAAAGCUAGGGGGCUUAUAAUAUUAAUUAUAAAUAUUAAAAACCAGGGGCUACAUUAGUGGCUGCAAAGCAGAUGUGUUGUUGUUUCUUGAUAUGAAUACAUUAUGCCAUCCCUCCCCCUCCCUAAAUACAGUCCAAAUAUUAUAGCUGUGAUCCUGGAAAAACUCCAUUUCUAAGCUUGUAAGUUCCCCCUGAAGUCCAAGGAUGGAAUCUGGACCACUGACUGUACCUUUUGUGAAGAAAUGUGGC